This is a messenger RNA of Dictyostelium purpureum, 939 nucleotides long. RefSeq lists its product as uncharacterized. Lineage: Eukaryota; Evosea; Eumycetozoa; Dictyosteliales; Dictyosteliaceae. The record is from RefSeq and is a predicted model, not a curated record. The coding region runs from base 1 to 939 and encodes 312 amino acids. The transcript has 3 exons. Gene Ontology annotation, biological process: transcription by RNA polymerase I.
AUGGAAAGUGCUAAAAUUGGUGAAUAUAUGCGUUCAGGUUUUGACCUUGAUUCAUCAAAAUCAUUUAGUGUAGAUGAAAUUGAUGGUAAAGAAUUAUGGUUAAUUAAAAUACCAAAAGAUUUACCAUUCGAAUCAUUACCAAAUAAAUUACAAGUUUCAGAUAUUAAUAGAGUUUCAGUUAAAUCAAUUGAUGUAAAUAAAAAGAAAUAUACAAUUCAUCAAGAUGACACAAAAGAAAUUUCAACAUUAUUUAAUGUUUGGUCAAAGAAUGAUAAUGGUAAAAUGGCAUUAGGUAAACCAUUCACCAAAUUCAUCCAAAUUGACGAAAUUGUAGAAUUACCAAAAGAACAAAUUACACCAAAACCAACCCCAAAACCAAUUCAACAACACAAUAUCUUAAAGGGUGUUUACGAUCCACCAGGUUCAACUGGUUAUUUAAAUAAAAUUAAAGAAGAAGAAAAAAUAAAGAAUAAAAAUACAACCAAAAUAAAUACAGGUAAACAAGUUAAAAAAGAUGUUAAAAAAGAAGCUGAAAUUAAAAAAGAAUCCAAAGAUAAAAAAGAAAAAGAAAUAGAAAAGAAAAAGAAAAAACAAGAAUCAUCAUCAUCAUCAGAAGAGGAAUCAGAGGAGGAAGAAAAAGAUAAAAAGAAAAAGAAAUCAUCAAAAGACACCAAAAAAUCAUCAUCUAAAAAAUCAUCUAAAAAACAAGAAUCAUCAUCUGAAGACGAGUCAGAAUCUGAAGACGAGUCAUCUUCAUCAUCUGAAGAAGAAAAGAAAUCAUCCAAAAAAUCAUCAUCUAAAAAAUCAUCAUCAAAGAAAUCAUCAUCCAAAAAACAAGAUUCAUCCGACGAAGAAAAAUCAAGCAAAAAGAAAAAAGAUACAAAGAGAAAGAAAGAGGACUCUGAAACUGAACAAACUAAAAAGAAACAUAAAAAAUAA